This is a messenger RNA of Hipposideros armiger (great roundleaf bat), 4244 nucleotides long. RefSeq names its product angiomotin (gene AMOT). Gene Ontology annotation, biological process: angiogenesis; regulation of cell migration; establishment of cell polarity involved in ameboidal cell migration. The transcript has 14 exons. Bases 689 to 3931 code for a protein of 1080 amino acids. NCBI's taxonomy places the organism in Eukaryota, Metazoa, Chordata, Mammalia, Chiroptera, Hipposideridae. The record is from RefSeq and is a predicted model, not a curated record. Gene Ontology annotation, molecular function: signaling receptor activity. Gene Ontology annotation, cellular component: cytoplasmic vesicle; plasma membrane; bicellular tight junction.
CCACCCAUUCGCCCCCCUCCCCUAUCUCUCAUCCUUUGCCCUGGAGCUGCCAUCAUCGCAGUCACGCCCCUUCCUUCCGAGGAGCUUUCUGACUGCCCAAGCUGGUAGACCCCUGAUUUAUUUCUCCAUCUCCUCUCUCUUUGGCUUUAUCUUGUUAGUUCUCACCGCCCCCUCCACCCCCACCUCCAGUCUGUCUCGUCUCCGACUAUCCACUGCUCCACCCUGCGGCCCGGUAUCCUGCUUUUCCACUGCCACCAAGGAGAGCCCGGAGGGAGCAGCGUAGAGGGAGCAGCCGGGAGUUGGGGCUUCCCGCCUGCCUAUCUCUGGCCUCUGGCGUGGGACCGAAGCCACUAGAGCAAAUAGAGGAGACUCGUCACCCUGUCUUCGUUGCCUUCAGGGAGCUGCUGAGAAGGACAAAUAAGAUAACAGAAGUGAAAUAGCAUUUGUCUCCUUAGAAGAAAGGCUGAGAAACUAAAGAGUGACCAGUGGUUGGACUCUUGGCGGCGCUUACCCUGAACCUGAGUGUUAGGGGAGAGGGAAUCUGCCGUUGCGGUUUCUGGAGCUGCUCAUAAGCAAGAAUUCCCUAUCCUGAUCAAGGCUUUAAGCCUAAAAGAAAGCAGAAAUAGGUCAAGGGCAGCCCAGGUGCCCAAUUUCUCUCUCUCUUCACAAGGCACCACCGGCAAUAGAGAUGAGAAACGCUGAAGAACAGCCAGGUGGAGGAACCACGGUAUUACAGCGUCUGCUACAGGAGCAGCUUCGCUAUGGCAAUCCUAAUGACAAUCGCAACCUGCUUGCCAUACACCAACAAGCCACAGGGAAUGGCCCUCCUUUCCCCAGUGGCAGUGGGAACCCAGGUCCUCAGAAUGAUGUGCUGAGUCCCCAAGACCACCACCAGCAGCUUGUGGCACAUGCUGCUCGACAGGAACCGCAGGGGCAGGAAAUUCAGUCAGAAAACAUCAUUAUGGAGAAGCAGCUUUCCCCGCGAAUGCAGAAUAACGAAGAACUCCCGACCUAUGAGGAAGCCAAAGUUCAGUCCCAGUACUUUCGGGGCCAACAGCAUGCCAGUGUUGGAGCUGCCUUCUAUGUCACUGGAGUCACCAACCAGAAGAUGAGGACUGAGGGACGCCCAUCAGUGCAGCGACUUAAUCCUGGGAAGAUGCACCAGGAUGAGGGACUCAGAGACCUUAAGCAAGGACAUGUCCGCUCUUUGAGUGAACGACUAAUGCAGAUGUCACUGGCCACCAGUGGAGUUAAGGCCCAUCCACCUGUUACCAGCGCUCCCCUCUCCCCACCACAAGCCAAUGACAUCUACAAGAAUCCCACGAGUUCCAGUGAAUUCUACAAGGCCCAAGGACCACCUCCCAGCCAGCAUAGCCUGAAGGGCAUGGAACACCGAGGCCCCCCACCAGAGUAUCCCUUCAAGGGCAUGCCACCCCAGGCUGUAGUGUGCAAGUCCCAAGAGCCAGGGCACUUCUAUAGUGAGCAUCGUGUGAACCAGCCAGGGAGAACAGAGGGGCAACUGAUGAGGUAUCAGCACCCCCCUGAGUAUGGCGCAGCCAGGCCAACACAGGACCUCUCACUGCCGUUGUCAGCCAGGACCUCUCAGCCUCACAGUCCUACUUCUUCCCUCACAUCUGGGGGUUCCUUGCCCUUGCUGCAAUCUCCACCAUCCACUAGAUUAUCUCCUGCCCAACACCCAUUGGUCCUAAACCAAGGAGACCACUCAGCUCACCUACCUAGGCCGCAGCAACAUUUCCUUCCUAAUCAGGCUCAUCAGGGAGAUCAUUACCGCCUGACCCAGCCGGGCCUGAGUCAGCAGCAGCAGCAGCAGCAGCAACACCACCACCACCAUCACCAGCAGCAGCCAGGAGAAACCUAUUCAGCUAUGCCUAGAGCUCAGCAGUCCUCUGCUUCUUAUCAGCCAAUGCCAGCAGACCCUUUUGCCAUUGUUUCCAGAGCCCAGCAGAUGGUUGAGAUACUUUCAGAUGAGAACCGGAACUUACGGCAGGAGCUGGAAGGAUGCUACGAGAAGGUGGCAAGACUGCAGAAGGUGGAGACAGAAAUCCAGCGUGUCUCGGAGGCAUAUGAGAACCUUGUGAAGUCAUCCUCCAAAAGAGAGGCCCUGGAAAAAGCCAUGCGCAACAAGCUCGAGGGCGAGAUUCGAAGGAUGCAUGACUUCAACAGGGAUCUGAGAGAGCGUCUAGAGACAGCCAACAAGCAGCUUGCAGAGAAGGAAUAUGAGGGGUCAGAGGAUACCAGAAAAACCAUCUCUCAGCUCUUUGCAAAAAAUAAGGAAAGCCAGCGGGAGAAGGAGAAGCUGGAAGCAGAGCUGGCCACUGCCCGUUCUACCAAUGAGGACCAAAGGCGACACAUCGAAAUCCGAGACCAGGCCCUGAGCAACGCCCAGGCCAAGGUGGUAAAGUUGGAGGAAGAGCUGAAAAAGAAGCAGGUAUAUGUAGAUAAGGUGGAGAAGAUGCAGCAGGCUCUUGUACAGCUCCAGGCAGCAUGUGAAAAACGUGAGCAGCUGGAGCACCGUCUACGGACACGACUGGAGAGAGAACUGGAAUCCCUCAGAAUUCAACAGCGCCAGGGCAACUCUCAGCCCACCAAUGUUUCAGAAUACAAUGCUGCAGCACUGACGGAGCUCCUUCGUGAGAAGGAGGAAAGGAUCCUGGCUCUGGAAGCUGAUAUGACUAAGUGGGAGCAGAAGUAUUUAGAGGAGAAUGUAAUGAGACAUUUUGCUCUGGAUGCUGCUGCAACUGUCGCUGCUCAGAGGGAUACAACAGUCAUAAGCCACUCUCCUAAUACUAGCUAUGACACAGCUCUAGAAGCCCGCAUCCAAAAGGAGGAGGAAGAAAUCUUGAUGGCCAACAAGCGUUGCCUUGACAUGGAGGGCAGGAUUAAGACGCUACAUGCCCAGAUUAUUGAGAAGGAUGCCAUGAUUAAAGUACUCCAGCAGCGUUCCCGGAAGGAGCCAAGUAAGACUGAGCAGCUGUCAUCCAUGCGGCCAGCAAAGUCUCUGAUGUCCAUAUCCAACGCUGGGUCAGGCUUGCUCUCCCACUGUUCCACCCUGACUGGCACUCCCAUCAUGGAAGAGAAGCGAGAUGACAAGAGUUGGAAGGGUAGCCUAGGUAUUCUCCUGGGUGGAGACUACCGUGUGGAGUCUGUCCCUUCCACUCCCUCACCUGUGCCGCCCUCAACACCCCUGCUUUCAGCUCACUCUAAGACAGGCAGCCGAGACUGCAGCACCCAAACUGAACGGGGAAUGGAACCAAACAAAACUGCAGCUGUUGCUCCGAUCUCUCUUCCUGCUCCCAUUGCUGCUGCCACUGCUGCUGCCAUCACUGCCAACGCUGCCACCAACACUGCCACUGCUGCCACCAAUACCACCACCAUGGUAGCUGCUGCUCCAGUUGCUGUUGCUGCUGUUCCAGCUGCUCAAGUUGCUGUUGCUGUCUCAUCUCCAGCAACUGCUGCUGCUUCUCUUGCUGCUGCUGUUUCUCCAGCUGCUGCUGCUCAGAUUCCAGCCACUGCCUCUGCUGUUGCUACUACUGUUAUCGCUCCUGUUGCUACUGCUGUUGUUCAGAUUGCUCCAGCUUCUCUGGCUCCAGUUCCAGCUGUGGCUCCCACUCCAGUUCUGGCUCCAACAGCAGCUCUGGCUUCUGCUCCUGCUCAGACUCAGACACCAACUCCAGCACCAGGUAUGGCUGCUACUCCAGCUCCAGCUUCAGCUCCAGCUUUGGCUCAGGCUGAGGCUCCCGCAACUCCAGCUGUCGCUUCUGGACCACGUCGUUUAUCUACACCAAGUGUGAUCUGUAAUCCAGACAAGACAGAUGGUCCUGUUUUCCACUCCAGUACUCUGGAAAGAAAAACUGCCAUUCAGAUCCUGGGACAAGAGCCUGAUGCAGAGAUGGUGGAGUAUCUCAUCUAAAUGGACUAAUCAAGAGCUGUGGCUUAUCAACAACAAUGCUUUUAAUUAUUUUUCCCUUUUGUUGCUCUUAUUUUGAGGGUGAGGACAAGGGUUGUGGGGGAUGUUUUUUAAAAGGGAAUUUUUAUUGAAACAAUAUAGUACUUAAGUAAUAACAUGAACUCCAGUCUAUUUUGGUACAUGUAAAGAGUACCUCUAAAGACAGAUUAAUCAGAAUGUGCUCUAAAGGUUAUUAUUUGGAUUUAUACAAAUACUGGGACUGUUAAUAGAUGGAUAUUCAUCAGUGUUUUCAAUAUGCUUAAAUUUGUUUAGCAUU